UAUGAUUUCUGCCGGGUUUGCCAGGAUGUAGUCGAUCUGUUGGGGUGCGCCUCCUGCCCCGCUGUUUACCACAGGAAAUGGUUUAAUCAUUCGGUGAAGUUAACUCCAAAAGGAGAGUGGAUCUGUCCCCGCUGAAUCCCUCUGCCCGGAAAAGCCGAGAAGAUACUGUCCUGGCGAUGGACUCCCGAAGGACCAUCUACUUCAUAGGGUUCCAAAAAGCCCAAGAUGCAUGAGUUUUUCGUGAAGUGGUACGACAUGUCCUACUGGCACUGCAAGUGGAUUCCCGAAUGGAAAUUGGUUCUGCACCACUCCCUUAUGGUCGCACAGUUCCAGAGAAACUACGAUAUGGAGGAGCCACCCCACAUGGGCGUAAAGCCCGAGUGGCUUAUAGUUCAGCGAGUGAUCCACCAUAGCAAGGAAGCUGAUGGCAGAUCCAGUUACCUGGUAAAGUGGAAGGAGUUGAGAUAUAGCGAGUGCACCUGGGAGAAGGAAAGCAAGGAAAUCCCGAGCUUAAAGCAGGCCAUCGACUUUUACCAGAAACUGCGAUCCAGCCUGAAGGAUCAAAUUAAAGGCACCACUGAUGUGAAAAAAAAAUACGAGGAUCAACCAAAAUUCCUGCAGGGAACUGGCACAAAGUUGCAUCCCUUCCUGCUGGAGGGUGUCAACUGGCUCCGCUACAGUUGGGGCCAUGGCAUCCCCACCAUCGUGGCAGAUGAGAUGGGCCUGGGCAAGACCAUUCAGACGGUGACAUUCCUGUACUCCCUUUUUAAGGAGGGACACUGCCGCGGACUCUUCCUCAUAUCCGCGCCGCUUUCCACACUCGUAAACUGGGAGCGCGAACUGGAGCUGUGGGCUCCGGACUUUUACUGCGUUACCUAUGUGGGCCAGAAGGCCUUCAGAGCUGUUAUCCGCGUCGAGGAAGUAACCACCCGAAAGAUGCCGACCAAACACUCCCAGUUUAAGUUUAACGUGCUGCUGACCAUCUACGAGUUGAUCUCCAAAGAUGCCACCUUUCUGGGCAGCAUCAAUUGGGCGGCCCUAGUGGUCGACGAGGCUCAUCGACUGAGGAGCGACCGAAGCAAGUUUUUCCGUAUCCUUAGCAACUACAGCACCUCCUACAAUCUGCUCCUCACCGGCACACCGCUGCAGGACAAUCUUGAGGAGCUUUUCCACCUGUUGAACUUUCUGAGCCGGAUUAAGGCCGAGUUCGCUGACGUUUCGAGGGAGGACCAAGUGAAGCGCCUGCAUGAGAUCCUGGGACCGCACAUGCUCCGCCGUCUAAAAAUGGAUGUGUUGAAAAACAUGCCCCCCAAGUCUGAAUUCAUCGUGUGAGUGGGGCUGUCGGCCAUGCAGAAGAAGUUCUACCAGUUUAUCCUGACAAGGAACCUCAAGGCACUGAAUGCGAAGAGCGGCGACAUCUGUUCUCUGCUUAACAUCAUGAUGGACCUACGAAAGUACUGUAACCAUCCUUAUCUGUUUCCUUCGGCCGUUGAGGAGGCCGUCGUCUCUACCAGUGGUCUGUACGAAAUCAAUUCGCUUACCGAAGCCUCCGUAAAGCUGGUGCUGCUCUCCAAGAUGCUUAAGCAGCUAAAGGCACAAAACCACCGGGUUUUAAUCUUCUCACACAUGACAAAAAUGCUCGACAUUCUUGAGGACUUUCUCGAGGGGGAGCAGUAGCAAUACGAGCGAAUUGAUGAUGGGAUCAGGGGCACAUUACGUCAGGAGGCCAUUGAUAGAUUAAAUGACCCCGGAUCGCAGCAGAAUAUCUUUCUCCUCAGCACUCGGGAAGUAGGUUUGGGUAUUAACUUGGCCACGGCCGACACGGUCAUUAUUUUCGACUCUGACUGGAAUCCGCACGACAUUCAGGCCUUCUCUCGAGCCCAUCGAAUUGGCCAGGCAAACAAGGUAAUGAUCUAUCGGUUUGUGAGCCACAACUCGGUGGAGGAGCGCAUGAUGCAGGUGGCCAAGCACAAGAUGAUGCUCAGUAACCUUGUGGUGCGCCCGGGAGUGAGUGGCAAGCCUGCCAGCUUAACGAAGCAAGAGCUCGUUGUAAUCGUCCAGUUUGGCACCGAGGAUCUUUUCAAUGGGAACGAUAAAAAGGAGGCUAUCCACUACGAUGAUGAGGCAGUGGCCAAUUUGCUCGGCCGCACCAAUCACGGCAUUGAGGAGAAGGAGUCCUGGUCCAACGAGUAUCUUCUAUCCUUCAAGGUGGAAGAAAUUAAGGAUGAGGAAGAUGGUAACAAACCUGGUGCGGAAAACAAGAAGCCGGCCAACUGGGGCAAUUUGUUGGGCCAACACCAGCGGCAGCAGCAGGAGAUCGUCGUAGUCUGGGAAAGGGCAAGCGCAUUCGAAAUAUGA
Drosophila biarmipes is the source of this 2358-nucleotide messenger RNA. It is a transcript of the gene Chd3, whose product is annotated as chromodomain-helicase-DNA-binding protein 3. Gene Ontology annotation, molecular function: chromatin binding; ATP-dependent chromatin remodeler activity; ATP hydrolysis activity. Gene Ontology annotation, biological process: negative regulation of transcription by RNA polymerase II; chromatin remodeling. Gene Ontology annotation, cellular component: nucleus; chromatin. The record is from RefSeq and is a predicted model, not a curated record. NCBI's taxonomy places the organism in Eukaryota, Metazoa, Arthropoda, Insecta, Diptera, Drosophilidae.